Dendroctonus ponderosae (mountain pine beetle) is the source of this 2782-nucleotide messenger RNA. Its product is annotated as minor histocompatibility antigen H13. Gene Ontology annotation, biological process: membrane protein proteolysis. Gene Ontology annotation, cellular component: cytoplasmic side of endoplasmic reticulum membrane; lumenal side of endoplasmic reticulum membrane; membrane. Gene Ontology annotation, molecular function: aspartic endopeptidase activity, intramembrane cleaving. The coding region runs from base 71 to 1201 and encodes 376 amino acids. The record is from RefSeq and is a predicted model, not a curated record. The transcript is spliced from 5 exons. NCBI's taxonomy places the organism in Eukaryota, Metazoa, Arthropoda, Insecta, Coleoptera, Curculionidae.
AGUCUUGUCAAUUGUCGCAAAAAGUGUCUGUAACAUUCACACGUCAUCCGUCAGGUAGUUUUGGAAAAACAUGGAAAGUUUAGUGAGAAGUAUUUUAGCUCAAACGGCUGAAAAUCUAACAGAAAAUGCUACCAAUAAAACGGAGAAGCCUCCAAGUACCCCGGAGGGAAUUGCUGUUGCCUAUGGAUGUAUUGUUUUUAUGGCAAUGUUGCCCAUAAUAUUCGGUUCUUACCGAUCAGUUAUUUACCAUAAGGAAAAGAAACCUGAAAAAAUGACCAAAAAGGACGCAGCAAUUUUCCCCAUAAUGGCCUCGUGUGCCCUAUUCGCUCUGUACAUAGUCUUCAAGUUGUUCUCCAAGGAGUACAUCAACCUGUUGUUGACAGGUUACUUUUUCUUCCUGGGUGUAUUAGCACUUACCCAUUUGUUAAGUCCUGUGAUUGGAAAAUUAGUUCCAACUGCCAUUCCGAACAUUCCAUUUCACAUCAUGUUCAAGCAGGGCGAAGGAGACACUGCCCACUACUUAAUAGACUAUAGAUUUUCCACAUACGACGUUGUUUCAUUGGCUGCUUGCUCUCUAGUGGGGGCUUGGUACUUAUUGCAAAAGCACUGGAUAGCCAACAAUUUGUUCGGCUUAGCCUUUGCAGUCAAUGCAGUUGAACUGUUGCACUUGAACAAUGUAGUCACUGGAUGUAUCUUGUUAUGUGGACUUUUCUUCUAUGAUAUCUUCUGGGUCUUUGGGACUGACGUCAUGGUAACGGUGGCGAAGAGUUUCGAGGCACCCAUUAAACUGGUGUUCCCUCAAGAUCUUCUGACUAACGGACUAUCAGCCAGUAACUUCGCUAUGUUAGGACUAGGAGACAUCGUUAUUCCGGGCAUUUUUAUUGCCCUUUUGCUGAGGUUUGAUUACAGUUUAAAACGCAAAACCAAAACAUACUUCCAUGUCACGGUGGCAGCUUAUUUCAUGGGAUUAAUGGCCACCAUUAUGGUCAUGCAUGUGUUCAAGCAUGCCCAACCGGCUCUGUUAUAUUUGGUGCCCGCAUGUCUUGCUACUCCUAUGGCACUGGCCCUAGUUAAGGGAGACUUGACAGCUUUAUUCAAGUAUGAAGAUGCCGAUCACGAGAAGGAGGAAGAGCAAAAAAAGAAAGAACUGAAAGAGAGCAAGCAGCAGCCGGCAUCAUCGAAGAAAGAAAAAGUUAAAUAAAUAAUCCGUACAGCGGACCUGGUCCAUGAGACUCGUUUUCAUCGUUUAUUUCGUUAUUAUUAGGUAAAUAAAAUUAAUUCGUGGUAUCUACCAAUUCUCAAAGUUCUGGAAUCGUUGAAUAUUGGAUCGUAUGGGUGAUUUUAACAUGUCACACAACAGUUGCUGUAGGGGCAAUGGUUAGGUAUACACUCUUGUGUUUUGCAAAGUAACAAAAACGCUAUAAAGUGUUCCACCGACGUCAUGAACAUGCUACAAUAUUGUCAUAUUGCUAGCAUUUAAUAAAACUGGUAAAUUUAUUGAUUAGAUUAAAUUAAAAACGUCGUUUUUUAAUUUAUAUUAAUCUGAAUAAUGCAGCCGCCAGAAAGUGUAGUUCUCUACAUUGAAUUGUAAACUAACAAACUGGUCUUCCAUCCAACACGUUUAUCUAUAGAGAAAACCCACAUAUUUCUAGUGCUUCGGUGAAUGGCAUCUUCAAACGCACGUCAGCUGAUGGUGAAAAUAUUCAACAUUUCCAGACUUUCAACAGGAUUAAAGAAAAAUAAGACAUGCCUUUUAGAGACUGAAAAAUUUAAUAUUUAUGAUAUAGCUAAUUGCAUAAACAGAGACUAAUUCCAAAUAACUUAACGAACAAAUUGUCUUGUUAAGUUAUAGGGAAAUCGUUUUUGGGGCUUGUCUUAAGAAUUGCAUACCACAGAAAUUGUGUGAUUGUGAUAUACAAAACACUUCGAAAUUCCUUUGAACUAGCUGGUAGUAAGUAACAAGUACUAAGUACUAGAAUAAAAAAUCUUCCAAAUUUUAUAUUCCUUAGCCUUAGAGGUGAAGAACGCGUUUCUCCCAGUAUACUUGUUUGUUUAUUAAGAUUCCUAUUUAAAUAGUUUCUUUUAAUUUCUCUAUCAAACACUACAGAAAUAUAUAAAAAUUUAGUUUAAAAUUCGCAUUUCAGAUUAUUUAUAUUGAUAGCUGAUAUAUAGCAAAUUAUUGUUUUUUAUUUUCUAUUAAAAGUUCAACAAAAGCCGUGUUUUUUUUCGUAGGAUUGUAGGACGGAAAAUUACGGGGUAAUUAACACAUCAUUUAGAAAAAAAUGUUAUUGAAAAUGCAUCACGUUAUUACAUAAAUGACUUAGCAGUAAUAUCGGGCAUAUCUUUGAUUCCAUUCUUAUCUACAAUUUGCACCUUAAAGUUGGGCAGAUUGAUGAUCAGCCGUUUCUGAACCUCCUCAACGCACUUCUUCAUAAGCUCAUAGCCCUGCUCUUGGGUCAUUGUUUUCAAGUAGUUGCGGUCCAUAAUGGAAAGCGAAAAGAAGCCUCCAUAUCCAUGGGCAGCAUAAUCUACUUUGGCUACUGAUGCCAGGUGAUCCAUGUAGAACAGCUGCGGUCCUUCUUUCUCGUCAUAGCCGGCCAAUAGCAGAUUUACCAUGUAUGGAGACUAAUACAAAAAAAGCAUGUUUUAGGCAAUAACUGUCAUAGUUCCAAGGUGAUUUUUUGCUUUGUAUAAUGAUAAGUUUGAAGUUUCCUUAACAUCGUUUAAGUAUUAUUUCCUUAGUAAACUGUAGUUUUCUUGGCAAUUAAAAGGCUUUAUAUCA